Dryobates pubescens (Downy woodpecker) is the source of this 924-nucleotide messenger RNA. RefSeq names its product ring finger protein 212 (gene RNF212). Lineage: Eukaryota; Metazoa; Chordata; Aves; Piciformes; Picidae. The record is from RefSeq and is a predicted model, not a curated record. Gene Ontology annotation, cellular component: synaptonemal complex. Gene Ontology annotation, molecular function: SUMO transferase activity. The transcript is spliced from 12 exons. Gene Ontology annotation, biological process: reciprocal meiotic recombination; protein sumoylation; homologous chromosome pairing at meiosis. Bases 1 to 924 code for a protein of 307 amino acids.
AUGGCCACCUCGGUCUUCUGCAACGUCUGCUUCUGCGAGCCCCGCAAGCCCACGCCCCGGUUCUGCCUCACCAGCUGCGGCCAUGUCAUCUGCGAGCUCUGCCUCCAGAAAGGCAAGAAAGAUGAAUGUUUGGUCUGUAGAAAUCCUUGUCGCACAUUAGUCCUUUCAAAACAGACAAGUCCUGAUAUUCAGUCACUGUUCAUGGGAAUAGACACGUUAUGCAAGAAAUAUGCAAAAGAAAUAACACAGAUUUCAGAAUUUCAAGAAAAACAUCGUAAACAUUUGUUGGCAUACCAGAGAAAAAAGACCUUAAAGCUGGAAGAAUCUCUCAAGAAAGUAACACAACAAAUGCAUCAGAUACAAUGUGUGAAACCUCAUGAAAAAAACACACAACCACCAUUUGCCAGUACAAGUAGUAAUCCAAUUUCCAUUCCUCCAAGAAAGCAGAAUGGUUAUCCUUCAUAUUCUCUUCAUCCCAGUCAUCCUUCAGCUUCUGAAAUAGUGGAGUCAAUGGAGAUUGAUCCUGUACCUUCACCAAUGAGGAAGCCUGAGACACCGACUGGUCCAGCAAGGUUAUCAUUAAUAACUCCACCACAAGACGGACGUAUGGGAAGUGUAUCCUACAGACAUUCUCAGUCAUCUGGAAUAAUGUCAAGCCAAAAUAGCAGAGCAGGAUCUACAAGAUCCACACCUAUAAGGCUACCACAUAGUUUGUGUUCACUCACAUCAUCAUCCUCUGGAUCACAAAGCAGCAGCAGAAGGGGGUCAUGGGCUACUUCUGACGUCAGAACCCCUCAGCUGUUCCCGUUUGCAUUGCCUUCUCCACAGCCAUCUGUGACGAGGCAUCCAAUCACCAUCUCCGGACUGUUGCAACGACAACAUUUAGGUUCUACUACUUUUGGAGGACAUUCAACAGAAAGAUAA